AUGCUGAUCGGACUGGCAAUGAACUGUGUGUGGGUACACUUCAAGAAAACAAACCUGUUUGUCGGACGAAAAGAUCGAUUCGUUCUUUUCUUGCGCUGCUUGGUCGGGACGGUGGGGACCACACUGUCGUUCUACGCCAUGUCGAACAUGCCGCUAACUGACGCCAUUGUGAUCAUUUUCACAUCACCAAUUUUCACCUUCUUUUUGGCGGCGGUCGUUCUCGGAGAAGCCAUCGACUACGUGGAUCUCAUUGGUGGAGUCACCUCUUUUAUUGGGGUGCUGUUCGUCACGAGGCCGGCAAUUCUGUUCCCUUCGCAAGUUACAGGCAGCAGCGCACCAUUACUCGCCAUCGUCUGUGCUAUGGGCUCAUGA
Messenger RNA from Phytophthora infestans T30-4, 372 nucleotides. Its product is annotated as Drug/Metabolite Transporter (DMT) Superfamily. The record is from RefSeq and is a predicted model, not a curated record. Bases 1 to 372 code for a protein of 123 amino acids. The transcript has 4 exons. NCBI's taxonomy places the organism in Eukaryota, Oomycota, Peronosporomycetes, Peronosporales, Peronosporaceae. Gene Ontology annotation, cellular component: membrane.